AUGGUUGAUAAAAGUUGGAUGGAUGCUCCAAGAUUUAGCACCAAUCACCUAGCUGGAAUAGAAAGAUUUCUAUCAUUUGCAAUUAAAAAAUCACUUUUUAACGGAAAAAAUUAUUGUCCAUGCCAUCAUUGCAAUAAUAGGAUAUUGCAUGAACCACAUAUUGUGGGUAAGCAUCUUCAUCUACAUGGUAUAAUAAAAGAAUACAAGCAAUGGAUUUUUCAUAGAGAAUCUAUUGAAAGAACAUUGGUGCAAACCAACCAAACAGUGAGAACUUCUCUGUCAAUUUCUACUUGUGACAACGAAGCCAAUUUAAGAGAUCUCAUAACGGAUGCUCUAGGUAUCAACAUCCCAACUCUUAAUGAGAGUUCUGAUGGAGUUUCAAGAGAGUUUCAGAAUAAUGGUCGAGAGUAUGAUGUUAAUGAGGCCCAAAGGACUGCUGAAAGAGAAACUACUCUUCUAGAUGAUUGUGAUAUUCCGUUUUAUCCUGGUUGUGUCAAGUUCUCAUGCGUCUCAUUCUUACUUCGGCUUUACCACUUCAAAGCUCUUUAUGGAUGGUCAGCAAAAUCUUUGACAUGUUUAUUGGAGUUUUUAAAUGAGGCAUUUCCAGAUGGAAACACAAUCCCGACUACAUACUAUGAAGCGAAGAAAAAAAUUUCUGCACUAAAUCUUGGGUAUGUGAAGAUUGAUGCAUGCCCGAAUGAUUGUAUGGUAUACUGGGGUGAUGCUAGUAAAAAGAUCAGUUGUGAUGUCUGUAAAAGCUCAAGGUGGCAAUCUUCUAAUGAGUUGGAUGCAGAUGAACAAGUUGAUGGUAGUUGUCGCCGUCCUAAGCCUGCGAAGGUAUUACGGUACUUUCAUUUGAUUCCUAGACUUAAAAGAUUAUUCCAAUCCUCUAAGACAUCACAAUCUAUGAGAUGGCAUAGAGAAGGACGAACCAAAUAUGGUAUAUUGAGACAUCCAGCCGAUGGUUCUGCUUGGGAUACGUUUGAUAAGAGGUUUCCUAAUUUUGCAUCUGAUCCUCGCAAUGUUAGGCUAGGUUUGGCUAGCGAUGGAUUCAAUCCAUUCCGAACAAUGAGUACAAGUCAUAGUACAUGGCCCGUACUUCUUAUUCCUUAUAAUUUAGAACCUUGGGUAUGCAUGAAACAAUCAUCAAUGAUACUCUCAAUGGUUAUCCUUGGUGAAAAAGGACCUGGCAAUGACAUUGAUAUCUACAUGCAGCCUUUAAUUAAAGAGUUGAAGCAAUUGUGGAUAGGAGUUGAUGCUUUUGAUUCAUCAGCUUCCUAA
This is a messenger RNA of Gossypium arboreum, 1281 nucleotides long. RefSeq lists its product as uncharacterized. Bases 1 to 1281 code for a protein of 426 amino acids. The transcript has a single exon. NCBI's taxonomy places the organism in Eukaryota, Viridiplantae, Streptophyta, Magnoliopsida, Malvales, Malvaceae. The record is from RefSeq and is a predicted model, not a curated record.